AUGUCGAUCGACAUCGAUGAAGAAGAGAAAAGAGAGACGAACGAGAGGACCUGUUUAUGGAGGCAACGGAAGCACAAACAGGGUCAUGCACACGGGAUUCAGCUGCAAAGACAAAAGAGACAGAGCAGGAAAAAUACCCAAAUAAUAGCCAAUGCCACUUCUGUAACCCUGAACCGCCUCUCCACGUCCCAAUCGGCCGCAGCACCCCUCACAAUAGCCGCCGUCCACCCCUCAUGCCAAAAAUGUGGUCUGAUACGCAGUAGCUCUGCUAAGAACGUGAAAGCACAACGCAAGCCCCACCAUGCCGCCGGAAGGACACUAAGGCCCCGACAAAGCAACAAGGGAAUAUACCAGCGGCGGUCAACACCUAGAAUCACUGCAACUCGAGGAUGGAAGGGCUCUGCGGACGGGGAGAAAGCAUUGGAGGACGAAAACGGAGGUGGAGAAUCAUUCGAGGUCGCCGAGCGAGUGCGGGAGCUGUUCUGUUGGAGGAGGAAAGGAUUGGCUGUAUGGGGUGGUUGGCUUGGAUUGUCCAUGAAGUUGAUCGAUGUCGGCAAUGACCAGAGUCAGGUGAACGUCGAGGAUUGCCUAGAUAAAGUUCUGUCCCUAGCACGGCAUCAAUCCUUCAAAGAAAUUCUAUCGACGCAAAAGCCCCGACAGGAAGCUGUCAAACAAACGUUCCUUCGUGCCUGGAAUGCGUACAGGAAAUACGCAUGGAUGCACGACGAAGUUACUCCGCUCACAAGAGGAUCUUACAACACUUUUGGCGGAUGGGCAGCUACCCUUGUUGACAGUCUUGACACCCUAUGGAUAAUGGACCUGAAAGAUGAGUUCCACGAAGCUGUUCGCGCCGUUGCUGACAUCGACUUCACCAUGACUAAAUCCGUGGAAAUCAACGUCUUUGAAACAACAAUCCGCUAUCUCGGCGGCCUUCUAUCAGCCUAUGAUCUAAGCGGAGAGCCGGGGCUUCUCACCAAGGCCACGGAGCUGGGAAACAUUCUCUACGUUGCCUUUGACACUCCAAACCGCAUGCCUGUUACGCGCUGGAAGAUCCAUGCCGCGUUCCUCCACCACAAGCAAGAGGCCUCUGCCCACUGCCUCCUUGCCGAAAUCGGCUCCCUGACGAUGGAAUUUACCCGCUUGUCGCAACUCACCAAGGACCCUAAAUGGUACGAUGCUGUUCACCGAGUUACAAAAUUAUUCGAGGAACAACAGGGGGAAACGAUGCUUCCGGGAAUGUGGCCUCUUAUUCUCGAUGCGCGCAAGCGAAAUCUACAGGGGCAAAGGAAUAGCUUCACUCUGGGCGCGAUGGCUGACUCCUUCUACGAGUACCUGCCCAAGAUGCACGCGCUGUUGGGUGGCGUGGAUGAUAUGUAUGGGCGAAUGUACAAAGAUGCCAUGGCUGUGGUGGCCAAACAUGUCCUAUAUAGGCCCAUGGUGCCAGACAAUGCAGAUAUACUCUUUUCCGGCAUGGUGACUGCGUAUGCCAAUAGAAAUGUCCAGCUCAGUGCCGAGGGCCAGCAUCUCGUCUGCUUUGCCGGUGGCAUGUUUGCACUGGGGUCCAAAUUAUUCGAUAUCCCCGCCCAUAUUGAAUAUUGCACGUAUUCCACAUGGUUCCAUGCGCAGCCCAACGAACCUUGCGUCUCAGAUGAGGCAAAGUACAAGAAUGCAGUAGCCGACGCACAUGAAAAUUCCCGGCCCUCUCCCAACCAAGGACAAGGACAAGACCAAGACAACAGCGCAGAGGCAAUCAUAGCUCGCGAACGCCUCCCCAAGGGUAUUAAAUCCAUAACGGACAGGCGGUAUAUCCUUCGCCCGGAAGCCAUCGAGAGUGUCUUUAUUCUAUAUAGCACUACCGGCCGGACGGAGCUUCUCGAUACGGCAUGGGAGAUGUUCACGGCCAUUGAAAACAUGACGAAGAGUCCCUAUGGAAAUGCGGGGCUGGAUGACGUUACGACUGCGAGAGGAGCGACCGGGGAAGUGCCGUUGUCAAACCGCAUGGAGAGCUUCUGGCUAGCGGAGACCUUGAAGGCAUAUCAAGAAAUAGCUGUGAAGCCUGCGGAUGUACCCAAAAAUCCAAACACCGUUGCUGUCAUGAUGCAGGAGAGUCAAACCAACACAGCUGUGAAGGAAGAGAUGUCAGUGCCUAGGGUAGACUUGUCUGUCAAGUACGUUUGA
This is a messenger RNA of Histoplasma mississippiense, 2178 nucleotides long. RefSeq lists its product as hypothetical. The record is from RefSeq and is a predicted model, not a curated record. The transcript is spliced from 10 exons. Bases 1 to 2178 code for a protein of 725 amino acids. Gene Ontology annotation, biological process: N-glycan processing; carbohydrate metabolic process. Gene Ontology annotation, cellular component: Golgi membrane; endoplasmic reticulum. Lineage: Eukaryota; Fungi; Ascomycota; Eurotiomycetes; Onygenales; Ajellomycetaceae. Gene Ontology annotation, molecular function: mannosyl-oligosaccharide 1,2-alpha-mannosidase activity; calcium ion binding.